Messenger RNA from Symbiodinium natans, 2346 nucleotides. The record is from the annotation of a GenBank genome assembly. Lineage: Eukaryota; Dinophyceae; Suessiales; Symbiodiniaceae.
AUGGGUCGAAAGGUAGAGCUGAACGUGGGUGCGACUUCUUCCUGCGCGUGCUCCUCGACCAUCGAUACUACCGCACUGCAGAUACUGCAGGAGUCACUGCGUCAUCAAGCGCCUUCAAACGUGGGAGCCGACGUGGCCGCGGUGCUGUCAUAUGUAUCUGGCCAGGUGGAGUCGGAGUAUGCCAAAAUUGCCAAUGAUGAAAUCAUCAUCGGAGAGGAUGAUGGAAGCUGGUUGGCGAGACUAGAGAAGAUAGGUGAGGCGGUGGUGCUAACUGCAGUGGACGAGAUCCCCGUCGUUGGCGGAGUACUGUCGAACCUUCUCAGUUUGAUCUGGCCUUCCUCCUCCGACGAGUACGACAUCUGGGCACUCAUCAUCGGCGAGGUCAAGGAGUUGGUAGACGUGGCGAUCCUGGAGUUCGAGCUAUCGGAGCGGGAGGGCGAUUUCUUGGGCUUGAGACGGGAUCUGACCCGCUACACAAGGGCCAACACGGUUGCCGAGAAGGGCAACGACCUCACCGUAGCAUUGGCCAAGGUCGAAGAUCUGAUUGCCCACCUCACGAUCUCAACGAACAAGUACCAGCUGCUCCCCCUUACCAUUGUUGCUGCUACCAUCCACUGCUCGAUCCUCAAGGAGAGGAUUACGAAUGGCCAAAGUCUCUAUGGCACUCAAGACCCGAGCUGGGACUAUGCACUGCAAGCUGCUGUGUCCUACUACCAGACCUUCUUCAACUUCACCUACGACCUCUGGAAAGACUGGAGGAAGACCAAAAUCGAGUCGUCCACAGAACAGACUGGAACCCGACGCCGGAGGUGCUGCAGUGGCUGUGACAUGACUGUGACGGAUGAGCUGACCAACAUUAAGUAUGAACUUCAUUGGAGCAACGACGACGACAUCUGUGACACGAUUGCAGAGAUGACAGCGUCCCGAGUCUUGAAUGAGGCAUGCGGCUACAUGGCGAAGGCGCUGCAGCCCAAUAUGUACCUGCAGCGGUACAUUCCGGGGAUGGAGUCUGCCAAAGUUCAGGUCCUGCCUGCUGUGGAGCAGGUUACCGUGGGGCCAUACGCGGCAGUGACCCAAGACACUGAGGAUGGUACCGAACUGAAGUACAACAAAGACGGAAUGUGGUAUGCCAACGAAGACGGAGAGAUCGGUGAUAUCACCACGACAAGUGUUUGGGCCUACAACGUGAUUGAUUCCUUUCGCCUGCAGUUCUCAGACGGAGGAGAGCAGCGAGGUGGCUCCUCCACGGGCGGGACGGAGAAUUCCUACGACCUGGCCGAGAAAUACAUCACCGCCGUAACGAUGUACUUCCGGGACCCCAGCUCCUUCUAUCCAUCGGGGGAGGUGGUGAAGAUGUCACUGAGCUUUUCUGACGGGACCUCCACGGGGAUACUAGGUGGCUACUCCCCCACCAUCGUCGCCAAUCCGGUUGGGAUGACGGCCACUGUUACGGAUGAUGCCUCGUAUAAGAUGGUGGGCGCCACGCUGGGGUCCAGUAAGGAUGGCUACUUCGGCUAUCUGCAAGCAACCUUCCAGUUUGUGGAGCUGGAUCUCUGGCAAGCGGUGGCACCUGCAGUCUCUAGCAAUCUUACCACGGGAGACAAGCUGGAGAAGAACCAAGCGCUACAGAGUCCCAAUGGCCAGUACAAGCUGCUGGUGGAAGAAACAGGAAAUGUUGCCAUCUAUAACAUCUACGACCGGAAGACGUGGGAAACGGACACCGGCGGCCAGUGCACAGAUGACACACCUUUCCUAACGCUCCAGGAAGAUGGAAAUUUAGUGCUGUACUGUGGCACCACGCAGGCUCUAUGGGCGACGGACACGGAUGAUGCAUCUCGCCAGCACUGCCGGGUGGCAGCAUUGGAAGUCACAGGCCACUUCUCUCUGUACAACGUGCCAGAUCUGACUGGAGUCUGGUCCAGCUCGGGCACGAUUCCUGUUGGCUUCGGAAGGAGCAAUCUGACCAGCCCACAUGUGCUUUUUCCUGGCAUGCGUCUGGUGCAAAAGACCUUCUACGACUUCACCCUGUCCCUGUCUGAGGGCGGCAACGUCACCUUGAAAGAUUGGUCGCGUGGGCAGGAUCUUUGGUCUACCGGGACAUCCUGUGAUGCGGCGCCGAAGGAGAUUGAGUUCAAGAUGCAGGAGGAUGGGAAUCUUGUCCUCUAUUGCAAUGGGGAUGUUGCCUUCGACACCAACACAGCUGACGCUUCGUUGGAGGACGAAGCAGGAGUGAACACUCUUCUGCUGGAAGCGAGUGGCAACCUCAAGAUCAUCAACAAGAGGGGUGAGUCUACCUGGGCUUCUGGAACCCAGGUGGCUUACGACUACUUCCCCAAAAGCACCUGA